GAGAUCAUCAACGAACUAAGCAUCUCGGUAUAUGCUGUUCUGCAUACGUGGAGCAAACGUUAAAUCAAGUGCGCAGCACAGUAAAAUAGCGCUGUACUAACACAACACGGGAAGUGGUAUAUUGUACAUGAGGUGGAGCCAUCGGGGGAAUGAUUACCAAUUUCCUUUGACAUCCCUUCGUUGAAAUCGUAAGCUUCACAACCAAUAAUCUCUAAACGUAAGGUGCAAAAAACAGCAGAAACAUUCUUGGCAAGUGUUCGUCAAUAAUUCGACAUUUUCUCCUAUAUAUUGUUGGUCAUUACGAGAUAUCAAGCUGGAAAAUGCGUAAAUCCGUAGGCGGAGAAAUUCAUUGUUACUGCGAAGGUAUCAGCAACCAGUAGCCUAGUUGGUGUGGUGUGGCCGUAUGGAAAAUUAUGUCGAAACGUGUUGUGGCUAAUGAUAAAGUAAUCGACGAUCGCGAAGAGUAUCUUAGAAAGCGAACGAAAGCCGAAGGCGCUUUGGAAAAUUAGUAUCACAGCUUGUGUCGACUUCCGUACUGACGCCAGUGAAACGAAACCCAGAACCACGCUUCAUAGCAUCAAUUGAUGUUUUGUUCCCCAAAUGUGUGCACAGUUUUCGUGAUACAGAAUUUGUAGGCCUACAAGCACCAAGAACGGCAGGAACGCGAAGUCGUUCCUUAGCCAGCUAACCAGCCCACGGAAGCUCUCCCAGGACCGGUGGGGCCAGUGGGAGCGAGCAAGUGAGAGAUAGACACAAAAGUGCCGCAGUGCAAAGGUGACAGACAAGGCAAAGGCAAAAACGAUCGUUGUUCAGUGAUCGUUGUGCGUUAUCUACACCGAAGUGAACAAGCGGCGUACCGCUCGUAAGUGAAGAAACGAAGAAAUAAGGUACCGACGGAGGAAGAUAGUGGAAAAACCAAGAUGGCGUUUAACGGCAACACCGCUGGGGGCAAUGCGGCGGCGGCAGCGGCCGCGGCGGCAGCUGCGGCAGUAGCCGUUGGUGCGUCGGCCGCCAGCGAGGAUAAUGAUACGGCGAGCGCCACGAAGAAGAAGAACCUGAUCAUUCUCGUCGACAAAGAUUCGAACGAUAAGCUGAACGAACUGUUCGACAAAACGCUAAGCAAUAAGCUGCCACUGCAAAUCCCGUACCGCAUGCGAAAUCUUCCGGAGUCCUUCUUCCUACCGCCGUCUUCCGGUUCGAAGUCACCGUCGGUCUCGCAUUCGCGCGAAAACUCGGCUGAUUCGGCGUUCGGCUCCGGCACGACCAUACUCGGUGGCGUUGGCGGUGUGGCGACUGGCCCGAACGGACUUCCGAUACACCACAGCAGAGCGCACAGCAGCCCAGCAUCGCUCGGAAAAAUCCCGGUUGGUCUCGUGGGCCUAGGGGGUGGAGCCGUUGCGGCGGCGGCGGCGGCGGCUGCUGCAGCUGCAACCGGAGGUGGUGGUGGUGGCAGUAUUGGAGUCGCCGGUGGAGGUCCAAGCGCCGGAGGUUCUGGGAGUGGGUCCGCGGCAGUAAAUGCAAAGGUGGCACAGAGCACCUCUCAGCAGAGUGCGGCUGCCUCCAGCGCCAACGAUGCCAGCAGCUUGGGUGCCGCCGUGCUGCAGCAAGCCGCCUUGUCGAAAGCGGCCAUUCAACAUCUGCACAGUCGCGGUCGUUCUUACGACGUGUCGAACUUGCACGUCACCUUCGGAGAGCUGCCGCCCGGCUGGGAACAAGCAAAAACGCAGGAUGGGCGGAUCUACUAUAUCAACCACAACACCAGAACUACCACGUGGGAGGAUCCCCGCAUAACGGCCAUGCAAGAGAGUCUUUUCCAGCAGCAGUCCAGCGUGGAAACACUUUUUAAUACCGGCUCGCAGACGUUGCUCAGUCCCACCAUCUCAUCGCCGACACCAACAAACAAUGUGGUAUUUCCAGAUACAAUUCAAAUGACAAAUGAGAGCCUCCCGCCGUCGAACGUCCCACCGGCUUCGAUGCUAACCGGCAGCAAUGUUGAUCUGGGCCCACUGCCGGAAGGAUGGGAGGAAGGAAUCACAGAGAAAGGCGAACGGUACUAUAUGAAUCACGUUACGCGAUCGACCACCUGGAGGGAUCCCCGAUUAUCAAACCAAGAUUGGGCGGUACAGGAGCAAACCGUCAGACUAUAUAAUCUCCAGCUGGAACGGGAACGGCUCCGGAAACGUCAACAAGAGAUCAAAUCACAUAUGGGAGACGACCCGUUCCUGUCCGGUAUUGCCGAUCACACCCGUCAGGAGUCUGGUGAUAGUGGUCUUAGCGAGUCUUCAAUGACGCAGUCAAUGCCUCACACGCCCGACUUUCUCUCCAGUAUAGACGACAGCAUGGAUGGUUUGAGUAUGACAGACAACACGAUGGACACCAUAGCAUUUGGAGACAACUUGGAGACACCAGAUGAGUUUAUGCUGGACGAUCCUUUGUUGCUGGAAAAAAUCGAUGCUGUCACCAACCUGAGUCUUAUAGAUCCCACGAGCAGUAAACCAGAGAAUUUGUACGACAUCAUUUAACCGUUUCGUCCGUGUAUGAGUUCAACGGUAUCAAAUAGAUACAUACACAUAACCUGUCAUUUUCAGUUGCAAUAAUCCAACUCAUUCGACUGCGUUCACUGCAGGAGAAGUAGUCUUGGAACCCGGCAUAUACUCUCGCAAGCAUCUUCCUUUUAACUUGCACUUUUGACCAUUUUCUUUUUCGUGUCAGGCGUUUCUUUUUCAGUUAUUAUGAUUAAUUUAUGUAUAAACAACCGUUCUAGUAAUAAGAUUAGGUACGACUUACUACUGUAACGAUUUUAUACAUUUUAUCCCAUUGUCCAACUUAAGUCCUUAAACGCAAGCAUAAGAGAAAGAUAAGAGGAAGAUAGAAUACCAUUACAAAACACAAACGAAAAAGUAAGACUCGAAUUCGUUUGAAAUCGCAAACGAAAAUAUAAUCAAUUCAAGUGCCUUAACGAAGUAAUUAAAUGGUGAUUGAUGGAUGAUCGUCGCUUAUGGGGCACAGGUUACAGCAGCACAGUAAAGUUGCUAGCCGCCAUUGAGUGUCACCCCCCAAUUAUUUAUAUGCCAGUGUGUCAGUUGUGCAUAUCGCAAUGUAACGUAUGCAGAAACAUGUGCAGCUUAUUGCUCAAAAAAAGUUAAAAAUCAAGCUAAACCAAUGCGCAGCUUGUUGCCGUGGAUUUGAAUAGAAUAUGUCGAAUGGGAGUGAGAUGGUAAAAAACGAAUGGCAGAGAUAUGUAUUAUACGUUAUGAAAGAUCGAAUGAAACAGUGAGACAAAAUAGAUAGUAAAAUAUAGAAAGAAGCCAAUUUUCAUAGCUGUACAAUCCGUAAUCCAUACGUUCUUUUCCGUUCUUGUGGGUCCUACUAAAAGAAAGUAUCAUCAUAUUGCAUUGAAACGAGAAGAGGAAAAUAUAAGUUCAAUUCAUAGUAUAACCAGCAGAACAAAGGGCAUGUUUCUUAGGAAGAACGCAUGCAAAAAUUAAAUUCAAGCAACUCAUGCACUCAUUCAGGCAACCCUUUGCUUUCAUCAUUUUGAUGUUAUUAAAAACUAGACGCUAAAUCUAUGAUAUUACCUUAAAUUUGAGUGAAAAGUAUUUGAGUACUAUAUUAUUCUAUUCUUUUAAUAGUAGUAUCCUUCAAUCCCAGGCACGGCGUUGAACUUCCGUGAGUCGUAUUCGGAAGCAGUACAUCCGAAACGAAAGUUGCUAAUAGGUGCUUUUCCGAGCACCCGAUUUGUGUGACAAAGAGUGGCUUUGAAUUUUUCAAAACAUCAGCACGACAAUAGCAUGAC
Anopheles cruzii is the source of this 3796-nucleotide messenger RNA. RefSeq names its product transcriptional coactivator yorkie (gene yki). The coding region runs from base 921 to 2522 and encodes 533 amino acids. NCBI's taxonomy places the organism in Eukaryota, Metazoa, Arthropoda, Insecta, Diptera, Culicidae. The transcript has 7 exons. Gene Ontology annotation, cellular component: cytoplasm; nucleus. Gene Ontology annotation, molecular function: protein binding; transcription coactivator activity. Gene Ontology annotation, biological process: positive regulation of transcription by RNA polymerase II; hippo signaling. The record is from RefSeq and is a predicted model, not a curated record.